AUGGCGAACAACGAAAGUCUCAGGUUGAAACAUUUUCCCCCAUCCCUCACUAAGGCGGCGUUUACAUGGUUCACCACGUUGCCUCCAAAUUCUGUUGACUCAUGGCCUAAGUUGGAAAAACUCCUUCAUGAGCAAUUUUAUGAGGGACAUUCGAAAAUUAGUCUGGUACCUGAACAUGAACCGGUUCAGAUGGUUGCAGAAGUUUUAGACUAUUCCAUCAAGAAGAAAAUAGACCCAAAUUUUGUCAAAAGUAUGUCACAGUUAGCUGAUAGGGGUCGACAUCUCGAACGCCUGCGACUAGAAAAAGUCAGGCACACUAAGGCCAAGGGUAAGAAAGAGAAAGUGGCCUAUGUUGAUUACGAUGACACAGAACCUAUAUAUGAAGCUGAUUACAUCUCACCGAUAGAGGCAGAGAUUGAUCUGGCUGAAAUGAAACCAAGGCCAGUGUACGAAUGUAAAUCGCUGUUUCCGUCGAAAGGAAAGAAUGUCUCUGUCGACAACAUUUCGAGAUUUCCUGCGAAAGCUUAUACUUUUGAUAUUAGUAAAUGUGAGGAAAUUUUCGAUGCAUUGGUUAAAGAUGGUCAAAUUUUAGUACCCCCAAAUGCUAAAUUGCCACCAUUAGAGCAGCCACAAAAGAGAGGUUUUUACAAAUGUCAUAAUUAUCUUGGGCAUCCAACCUUUCAGUGUUUUCUUUUCAAGGAUCUGGUCUAG
Vicia villosa (hairy vetch) is the source of this 711-nucleotide messenger RNA. RefSeq lists its product as uncharacterized. The transcript has 2 exons. The record is from RefSeq and is a predicted model, not a curated record. Lineage: Eukaryota; Viridiplantae; Streptophyta; Magnoliopsida; Fabales; Fabaceae. Bases 1 to 711 code for a protein of 236 amino acids.